UUUGAUCGCGGCUGAGACGUGGACGUCGCUGAAGAAGUUCCGGCGCUGCGGUCGACUGAGCCCUGAUAAGAGUUUGGUGCUUGUUCUCAUCCGAAUUGCCCGCGACGUCGUGGCGCUCCGCUUAUUAAAUCUCGGUAAAUUGCAUUAAAUCAGAGUUAAUUGCACGCCAAUUAUUACCCGCGAUUCAAUUGCAGCGGCUCGCGCGUCGUUCGUUAAGGCAUUUACGAUCCGUGCCAUAAUUAAAUUGGAAUCAAAGUGUUGUGCUUCCGUGGACAAAGAAAACUGAAGAAGACGUUGGGAGGCUGAUCCCCACCGCCGCCACCCCGCUUACCUAGGUCAGGUGGCGUUCAUGUAUAGGACUUUUUCUGAAGCCGGGGAUCCUUGAAAACUUAUUUAAAUUCAUAUUCAAUUAGUUCAAAGGCACUUAAAUCAACGCGACAAAGUGGAUAACAAACUCAUUUACUCCGAUGCCAUUUCGAGAUGCUUGUUUGGAUUCAUUAUUACAGAUAAUCAAUGCAUUUAAUAAAUAAUGUGAUAUUAAUGCAGAACAGACAGUAAAAUUAACUUGAACCAGUUGAUUGCAAAAUUAACAUCUAAUUUUGCGGAAAUAAUUAAGUGCGUGUGGCUCCGGAGCUAGCAAACUGUCGACUUUAUCACUUCGCAACUUUUCAGCGAAUAUGCUGAACAAUUUGAGCUCAUCAGUUUUGGGAGGAUCUAAGGAUUGCGAUCUACCCAAGUCUGCAUUAACGUCGCUGCACGGGAACAACUUCGGCCAAGUUCCUACAACUCCUACGCCAGACACAAACGGUUCCUCGGGACGAUUACAUGUUUCCAGUGGAUUAUGUGAGCCACACUCGAUGCAGCAAGACCAAAAUUCAGAAAAAUCAGGGAAGCAGAAAAGGCAUCGAACACGCUUCACACCUGCCCAGCUGAAUGAGCUUGAAAGAUGCUUCACGAAAACCCACUAUCCUGACAUUUUCAUGCGGGAGGAGAUUGCGAUGCGAAUCGGACUGACCGAAUCAAGAGUACAGGUCUGGUUUCAGAAUCGUCGUGCCAAAUGGAAGAAACGCAAGAAGACAACCAAUGUUUUUCGAACUCCCGGUGCUCUGCUUCCAUCACACGGUCUACCACCGUUUGGAACUAACAUAACUAAUAUCACAAUGGGCGAGAGCUUAUGUGGGUCCUCUAUGUUCGGAGGCGAUCGGUGGGGUGUGAACCCAAUGACUGCAGGUUUUGGCCAACUUAACCAAUCGUCUACACUCUCAUCUACGUUAAAUAGUGGUCUUAAUUCGAGUAUUAACAUUAGUUCUGCUAUGGGUGCUGGCAGUUACCAACAUUAUGGAUUGAAUGCUUUGGGGGAUACCAUGAUGUACCAGCAUUCAGUGAGUGGUGUCGGCUGCACAGGUAGUUCACCAACGACCACUACACCCCCAAACAUAAAUUCAUGCUCGUCAGUGACGCCGCCAAUUUCCAAUAACCAACAGAAUCCUAGUCAGAAUGACGUCAAUUCUGAACAAAUGAACUCGCAACAGCCACAGCAGCAGCAAGGACAACAUCAAGAGCAAAAUAACCACCACGCGACGAAUUGCCAGGCGCUGCAGUCGGGUCAUGACGGAGAGGAUGAUGUCUGGCGGGGACAUAGUAUAGCAGCGCUUCGGCGGCGAGCCUCCGAACUGAAUGCGUCCUCAAUCCCUUCCUACUUGCACGCGCACAGCUACGAACAUCACAACUCCGUAUAUUGAGAGUUAUCCGAGUGCCAGGAAACUUUCCAUCGUGGUUAUAUAUGCUAGGAUCUUUAAUUUACGUUUUCGAAAUUCAAAACGCCCAGUGUCUACUCGAUCAUAAGAAGCAUCCUUUUAUUCAGGAUAUUCAUGGAGGUCGGUAUGGAAACAGCAUUACUCCGACAGAAACAAAAAAUAAACCAAGCACUUGAUGGGGAUUUUCGAUUAUGUUAGCAAAUAUGAACAACUCACUCCAUCCUUUUGGAAUUUCCAGAGGAAGCGGGCAUCGAAACUGGUUUUUAGUACAUAUAUGUAGCUGUUCUGGAUUCUACCUGCUAACAAUCGUUUAUCAAGUGUUUUGUAAAAUACGAUAUGUUUAGUUUCAGUGAAGAUAUUUGAAUAACCGUAGAAAGCCAGCCAGAAGGACUGACCUUAAUUAUGGAAAAGUUUAAUGCCCAUUUCAAAGCCAGCAUAGAUUGGUUAGCAAAUCUCAAAGUAAUUACACCACGGUGGGAAAAUCUGCAAACAGCACUGAACAAUUUCUUUUUCAAAUCCCACGAUAUUCACGUAAUGGGAGGAACAACAUGAGAUGUAUAAACUGCCGUCAUCCAGGUCUUUAACUGCUCUUUAAUAAAGAUAAGACCAAGUAUUUGGUGAGAACGUCAACGCUAUAAACAAAAACAACCGCAGUAUCCAAUACCACUAGUCAACUGAAAGCAAACGUUCAAAAUUUCUCCUAUUUAUGUUAGGUUCGAAAACCACCACCUAUUGUUGCCAGCCAAUAGAGCCUAUUUCAGCGUACGAAAACGCUUCCAGUCGGAACGUCUCGCCAUAGGGUCAAAGCUCCUACUGUGCAAAACUAGCUAUUGCUUCUUCCCAUGUAUUCAUCAGAGUUUCUGAAUCUUAGCAAGCAAAAUUUGGAACUCUUAACUGCAUUCAAGAGGAGGAUGCUACGAUCUACGGUCCCAUACAGGAAAAUGGACGAUUCCGUAGCUUAUAUAACAAAGUAGAUCCCUAGUUUGUUGUAUAAGCUACGGAAUCAUGACCGUUGUCAGGGGCAGGUCACUUAAUUCAUAUGAUCAAAUUCAAAUGGUGCAAUAUAGUAGGCCAGGGCGCCAGUUAAUAGGGAUACUGAAUUAGUGUCCCUCCGCACAAAACCGGGAUGUUUGGAGUUCUUUAUUAAGCCAGACCUAGAACGGACACCGGUUGUUGCGCCGUUGAUGAUGAUGAUGAAUUUCAAAAGCGCUUUCUGUGAAGAAUUUACAUCCUAAAAUCGUCCCGAGAUAGUGCAAAUGAUUUCAGAGAUAUCAAUUUCACAGCAAUGUAUACGAAAUAAAUAACUUUUUUUUGGAAACUUUAAAGUAUAAAUUUGCAUUCUGGGUGUCUUCCAACUAGAAAUUACCUGAAUUAAUCCAAACAUUUUAUGCAUUUAUUGCUACUCCUCAAAGCCAGUAUACAUGUUUCUGAGGUGGAGAAUGAAUAUCACAUAAAUAACCACAAUUAUGUUAUCUCUUGUGAUUUACACUAGUUUCAAUUUGCUUCAAUAUAAAUUGUAGAAGUUUAAACUUUUCAUCUACAUAUAUAAGCAAUUGCCAUAGAUAAUUUUCUUAAAGAAAAUGUCUGUAUUAAUGGUCUCCAAACAAAUGACAAAUAAAGCUACAUACAAUUCAAAAUUAUCGUAAUUUCAACCUGCAAUACGGUGUUUUCGGCGGUUGCCAACAUCCAGAAAUCAUUAAGGACUACCAUAAGUUAAGGAGAAGUUAUGCGCCACCAUUCCAACCGGUAUGAAAGAGCGAUAUUCAUAAAUUUUAAUAGUGGUCAGCCUUUGACACAUGAUUAAAUUGUAAAUAGUCAAAUUUUAUACUAUCUGAAAACUGACUCCCGAAAAAUGGAGUCCUAUAUUUUGAAAGAAACAACUCUGACAAUCGUUGUGAGUUGAGUUCAGUGCAAUCAAACGUAUCUUCGCAAUCCCUAUCAGUUCUCUAUUUAUUUUGUUAACUUAGCGCAGAAAUAGGAUAAAGCCACGACACGGAGUAACUUCCCAAUGAAAAAUAUUUAACAAUAAAAAGACUAAAAUAAGUAUACGAACGUUUUUAAAAAACAGAAAAAUUCAAUGUGUUAUAAUCAGCAUUUACCAGAUGAUUCUCCGCUAGGAACAUUAAAAUAUAUUGUACUUACACAUUCCAAGGUAACAAACACAUAAUAGCGCCACAGACAUACUUUAGUAAAAACAAUAUAUGAUCCUUGUAAGCAAAUUCAACUUACUAUUCUAUAAGACGUAAUAAAACAACUAAGCAAACCAUUUGGAAAAUUUGAAAGCUGAAUAAGUAAAAUUAGUAAAUGAUUCCCCAAUUAUAGUAUAUUACAAUCGUAGUUAUAUUCGUAAGUUUAAUUAUAAUUGUACAGAUCCCAGAUUUAGUGAUGAAGUAAAGAAUGUAUAAUGUGAAAUGUAAAGCCAUUCUGUAUACGAUAUAUAUAAAAUAAACAAUACCAUUGUAAUUCUGUGCGCUUUCUUUCCCCUACUGCAAAUGCCGCAACUGGCGCUUUUAGAGGGUCGGGAGUCCGAUAGACAACAAUUCCUGGAUGGGCUGUCUGCAUGUAGGUCCAAUGACUGUGCGUUGUCGAAAGCAGCUAGACAGAUUAAUAGGCCAAUCUUCAGAGAAUAUCCGUGAAUGCAUUUACGCACACAGUGUUGGACUCUCGGUUCGGUACGUCGUCGGACUACCAACUAAACACCUCCCCAUCGUCAGAGAGCUAGUCUGGAACCGUUUGUCACAUUACUUCGGGCUAGUCCCCGAACUCUCCCUCCUUGCGGCGCCUUCAAAUUAGGAAAUUCCUUUCACCAACCGGAGGGGAGAGGAGGAAGGGAACUGUCAGUUCA
Messenger RNA from Hermetia illucens (black soldier fly), 4602 nucleotides. RefSeq names its product homeobox protein orthopedia (gene otp). The transcript is spliced from 8 exons. Lineage: Eukaryota; Metazoa; Arthropoda; Insecta; Diptera; Stratiomyidae. Gene Ontology annotation, biological process: regulation of DNA-templated transcription; neuron differentiation. The coding region runs from base 678 to 1742 and encodes 354 amino acids. The record is from RefSeq and is a predicted model, not a curated record. Gene Ontology annotation, molecular function: DNA binding; DNA-binding transcription factor activity, RNA polymerase II-specific.